Messenger RNA from Oikopleura dioica, 2523 nucleotides. NCBI's taxonomy places the organism in Eukaryota, Metazoa, Chordata, Appendicularia, Copelata, Oikopleuridae. The record is from the annotation of a GenBank genome assembly.
AUGAAGCUCCUUUUCGGGCUUUUGGUCGGGUCAAUGGCCCAAGAGAUUUUUGAAGAAAUUGAGGAAGAGGUUUUCGAGGACGAGAUGUUUAUUUCCAAAGAGAUUGCGAAAGAAUUCGAAUCCUAUGGUGUCAAUACAUCUGAAUGGAAUAUCAUCGAGGACGAGUCGCAAGCAAUCAACGAGGAUGGUAGUUUAGUUGAAGAUGAUGACCUUAUGGUUCGAGCAUUGUACAAGUCUUCUUACAAAUGGCUGCCUAAAAUUGAAGGAAUGAAAACAACCGAAGAGUUUCGACAUGGGAUCAUUUUCGUCAAACAUACGGGUUGUUCGUCUGCAGUUGGUAAAAGCAAAGGUUGGGGAAUCGCUGGAUUGGGAGUUCCUGCUGGCUGGCAGAAAAUUAAUUUGACAACUGGCUGCGCUCAAAGCACAGGCGUUACCCAGCACGAGGUUCUGCAUGCGCUCGGAGUUCUCCAUGAGCAACAGCGGCCUGAUAGAGACGAAUAUAUUGAUUACUUUCCCGAAAGAACAUCAAAUCCAGGUGCUUGGAGCAAAGUUUCUUCCGAAAGAUGGUUCGAUACUUCGGAUACUUACGAUCCAGUAUCCAUUAUGCAGUACAGUUCCUUCACCUUCGCGAACAGUGAUCAACCCAUUGCAACGUUUAAAGACGAGUCUCAUCUCACACGUAGAAAUAAAAUAACAACGACUGAUGCAUUACAAAUACAAAAAAUGUACUGUCAAGGGUUGACCAAACCCUUUUCUGAUGGAGCACCGAUGUUUCCCGAUUACGAAUUAUCGGACACGGCGACUUGCUCUUCUGAAGAUAAAGUUGGAGAAAAACGGAAAGUAUUCACGGAUCGACUUUGCGACGGAACUCAAGAUUGCCCUGGCGGAGAAGAUGAAGAUGGAAGUCUAGCCACGUGCAAUGAAAAAUACCCAAGAACACCGAAUGGAUGUUGCGGGGGAAUUUUUCUUUGCCGAAGCAAAUGCUACACAUGCGUUUACAAUCCAGAUUCAGUAACGUCUGGCCGGGAAACUUGGAGUUGCCCCGACGGAAGCGGCAUUAUCUCUUUGUGGACAUCUUGGUGGUACCAUAUGACUCCCAGCUACUACCCCUUUCCAGGUGGAAGUUAUAGUUAUUGGGACAAAGUGAAUGGCGGCGCUAAUAUCUGUCCACCAAUGAACAUCAAAAUGAAUCGGCUAGGCACUCGACUUUCCUGCGCUAAAGAUGGACCUGCUUUGCCUGAUAAUUGUGCUUCCAAUGAUUGUGAUGAAAAUGCGACUUGUACCAGCAGAUUCGAAGGUUUCUCUUGCAAAUGUAACGAAGGAUACAAAGGUGACGGAAAAUCGUGCGCUUUUAUCCCCGAAGUAGACGAAUGCGCCCUUGGGACUCAUACUUGCGGUCCCAAUGCUGACUGCACGGACGUUCGGGACGGAUUCAAGUGCUCUUGCAAAGAUGGAUAUGUGAACAACAACGAAGAAGUUGGGAGAAGCUGGCCUGCAUCUUGGGCGGAUCCGAAUGGAAAUGACUGCGUGGUAAAAAAUGAGUGCUGUAAGAAGUUGAAGUUGGGAUGGAGAAUCUGUCACAGGACAGGGCCAGAAGAUAAAACAGCAUACUACACAUGUGAAGGAAUUGAAAAUGUGAUCAGAUACGCGUACGGAUCGUGGAGACUGUAUAAAUAUUCGACUGGUGGAACUUAUUACACUGCUUACAACUUUGCAGGACAUGCGUAUUUUUGCUUCCGGACAGAGUCGCUUUAUGGCAACUACGAAUGCCUCGAUGAAAGUUGGAAGACAACAACGUCGUCGACUACCACGACGACUACAACGACGACUUCGACGACGACUUCAACGAUAACAACAACCCAAACUCCUGCAAUCUGCCCUAUCUCGUCAAUUCCAAGCUCAUUAGAAUCCUCUACCGGCGCAUUAACUUGGGCCUGUACUAAUGUGAAGAAGAGAACUCGAAGUUGCAAAGCAAAAUGUGCUGGAAACUUCAUUGAUAGAAAUUAUCUUAUCAGAUGUAUGCAUAGAGGAAAAACGAACAGCUGGAGAGUUGUCAAAGGAUCUGCUCCAACCUGUGAACUGCCAGACGAUUGUCUCACAUCAAAGUGCGACGCGUCCUGCAUUCCGGAGAAGCACAAGCCAGAAGGAGAGCAUUCUUGGCAGUGCCAGGGAAACAAAUGCAGACUUGUCUGCGAAAAUGGAAAUGACGCGGGAGGAUACGGAGUGAUCUGUCGAAAGAAGCAGAAUAUUUGGAUAAAAGCGAAGGGGACCACGCUACCAAGCUGCACUGGAGAUAGUGUUUCUGUUCCUACUGAAAAAUGCACUCAAGAUUCGAUUCCAUCCAAAUUUCUACCGACUGGUCACAAGCUCGCAUGUGGUGGAUCGGUUGGACGAAAAUGGUGCAUUGUAAAAUGCGAAAACGAUUCUCACUUGACUCAAAACAAAUUUGCGGUGAAAUGCAAUACUCAAUGGAAAAGCCAGUGGGUGAAGAUGGACAAGUCAAUGUCUAUUAUCACUUGCUAA